UGGGGGGAGGGGAGGGGAGGGACCACACGGAAAAGGUCCAUUUCUCAGAUAUGACGAUUCCUCAGAAGUCAGAAGACCCCUCGAACUCUUUUCAGAUUAUGAUUUUUAUCAGCUUUUAAUUGAUUUGAUUCACCGCCCCAAGUCCAACUCUGCGCUUCUCUCUCUCUUUUUAUUUCCAUAUCCUUUCAGUCUUCCAGGUUCAUCACAGGACGCCUGAAGUUGAGGAUCAAAAUCAGAGGAUUACAGAGGAUUAUUUUCCUGAAGUUGAAGGCUCUGACAGGCAACAAGGCAGGUUAGGUCAAGAAAGUAUUGAUUGAUCGAUAGACUGAAGAAGAAGAAGAAGGGCUGUUGAGGCUUAUGUUCUAGAUAUGGAGAAACAGUUCGUUUCCAACGCUUCCACUAACGCUGGAAAGAAAAACGAGUUCCUUAGUAUGAUCAAGAAUGCUGCUGGUCUUAAUUCCUCAUCAUCGGACACCGGCAAAGGGCGGAGCAAGUCGUCGAGUAACAGAGUCUCACAUGGAUUCCACCUGGUGGAAGGGAAAUCAGGUCACGACAUGGAGGACUACCAUGUUGCGGUGUACAAGAAUAUAAAGAAUCACGAGCUUGGAUUGUUCGCCAUCUUUGAUGGGCACCUUGGAGAUCGUGUGCCAAGCUAUCUCAAAGAUAACCUUUUCAAAAAUAUACUUGAGGAGCCAAAUUUUUGGAAAGACACUGAGAAAGCAAUAAAGAGUGCUUACUGUGCAACUGAUAAAUUCAUUCUGGAAAACGCAACACGGUUGGGUCCUGGUGGCUCGACAGCAGUUACUGCAAUUGUUAUUGAUGGUAAAGACUUUUGGGUAGCAAACAUUGGGGACUCCAGAGCUGUAUUGUGUGAAAGGGGCUCCGCAAAUCAGCUCACUGUGGAUCAUGAACCACACAAUGAACGAAUAAGGAUUGAGAAGCAGGGUGGUUUUGUGACUAUUCUUCCAGGAGAUGUGCCCAGGGUGAAUGGCCAACUUGCAGUUGCACGGGCAUUUGGGGAUCAAAGCCUUAAGGCCCAUUUGAGCUCAGAGCCUGACAUAAGACAUGUACCUAUUGAUUCAACUAUAGAGUUUGUUAUAUUGGCAAGCGAUGGCUUAUGGAAGGUAAUGAAAAACCAAGAGGCUGUUGAUUUGGUAAAAUCUGUUAAAGAUCCUCAAGCAGCAGCUAAGCGUUUGACCAUGGAGGCAUUGGCAAGGAAGAGUAGAGAUGAUAUAUCAUGCAUUGUGAUCCGUUUUGGGUCUUGAAAAGCACGCCUGUUGGUUGUUUUACGCACUGACUAAUUCCAUCGGUUGCAGAUAUGGAGAUCGUCAGUUCUAGGUGCUAGAAGUGGAUUCAUUCAUUUCUUCCUUCUUUCUGGUCAAUGUGGAAGCAAUUUAUUUAUAUUAUUGCAGAUUCGCUUUGCACCUUGACCAUCAUAUUGUAGUUCAUUCUAGAGCAAAUUUCAGUAUUGUGAUUGCUGUGAAAUGGACCAUCUAUAUAUGUCAGUAAGGGUAGAAAAGAGUCCCAACUUAAUCCAUGAGCCAUCCAUGGUUUGAUAGGUGGGUUGAUUAAAAGAAAAAGAGGAGAGAAGAGCUGUGCAGCUGAACCUGGUAGAGAAUAGAUCUCUGUUGUACGAUGGGGUGUAUAUAUACUUCUGUGUAUCUUUACAGAGUGAACAUGGGAACAUUUAUUUAUGUCAUAUGGUUUUAUAUA
Molecule: messenger RNA, 1713 nt
Organism: Macadamia integrifolia
Lineage: Eukaryota; Viridiplantae; Streptophyta; Magnoliopsida; Proteales; Proteaceae
Product: probable protein phosphatase 2C 44
Exons: 6
Coding region: 369-1265 (298 amino acids)
Biological process (GO): protein dephosphorylation
Cellular component (GO): cytosol; nucleus
Molecular function (GO): protein serine/threonine phosphatase activity
Source: RefSeq, a predicted model, not a curated record